Molecule: messenger RNA, 1263 nt
Organism: Trametes versicolor FP-101664 SS1
Lineage: Eukaryota; Fungi; Basidiomycota; Agaricomycetes; Polyporales; Polyporaceae
Exons: 3
Coding region: 1-1263 (420 amino acids)
Source: RefSeq, a predicted model, not a curated record
AUGUCUUCCUACACUCCCACCACUGCCGGCCCUUCCACCGCCCCCACCGCAGACUUCACGUUCUUGGGCAAUGUAUUCUCGACGACUCUCGUGGACAAACCCCUCCACUCCCCUACCACACGCGCGGCGAUUCUUAGCCACACGUCGAGCAUGGGUUCGACUGGCGAGGAAGGGAUGAGGGCUCUGGCUGCGACGCAGCAACACCAGUGCCCGGCCUCAUGUGGCUCAUCCAGCGACGAGACGAUGGUCAAGCCCUGGUACUCGGACAUCGAAAGACUCUCAAGCCACUACGCGCCGGACGAGAACAUUCCACUGUCCACCUAUGACCCAGACUUCCCCCAUUAUUACGGCCAUUACCACACCGCUGCGUACCCUAGGAGUGAAGCGUUUCUAUCGAACACGCAGGGAGCCGCGGCGCCCGAUUUGUACACCACGCCUGACCUGCACGCCCCAUCGCCCUUCGAGAAACGAUACCCGUUCGUACCAUCCACGUCUUCUAUCCUGCUUGGUGCAACCCAUAUUCCCGUGUGGCAGGCACCGGAGCUCUCGUUUCCGCCAUCCCAUUAUGCGCCCGCGAGUCUCUCACACGAAGGGACGGUCAAGCGUCUUUUCCGCGAGGACGAGGACGACAUCGUAGACGAUGCUCCUGCCUCGAAGAGGAGUCGGUUGGCGGGACACGAUACCGUAGAGUCACAGAUGGCCGUAGAGGAGGGUAGCACGUCUGGGGCUGACCUCUCCGUAGGCGCACUCGCGGACGUCGCGGAAGACGAGGACUUUCAGAACGAGGAGCCUGAGGAGGACGUCGUUUCCGAGGCCGAAGAUUCGGAGGCCGAGUCAGAGGAGCAAAUCUCGGAGGCGGAGGAUGAGGAUGAGGAGGCUACUGAGGAAGAGGAGGAGCCCACACCACGCACGAAGCGGUCCCGGAGGACCAAAGACGAGGUUCUCAAGACGACCCGCCGCCUGCCAAGGGGAGUCCCAUGCCCCGUUCAGGGCUGCACCAAACCAGCCUUCAACCCAUAUGACCACGUGGGGAACCGAAAGCAUAUCGUGACGCACCUCGAACGGGCGGCCGUGAUUGAAUGCCCUUGGCCGGUGUGCGAGGACACGCGGGACUCGCAGAACCUUAUGAUCCACCACAUCACGGACGUUCACAUUGGGUUUCCGUACAUAUGUUUGCUCGACGAUAGGUGCACCUGGGGGUCCACGAAGUCGCAGUGGCAGACCCAACACAUGCAAAGGGACUGCAAGUACAGGCCCAUGUGA